This is a messenger RNA of Magnolia sinica, 1436 nucleotides long. Its product is annotated as serine/threonine-protein kinase AFC3. Bases 71 to 1276 code for a protein of 401 amino acids. Gene Ontology annotation, cellular component: nucleus. Gene Ontology annotation, molecular function: ATP binding; protein kinase activity. Gene Ontology annotation, biological process: protein phosphorylation. Lineage: Eukaryota; Viridiplantae; Streptophyta; Magnoliopsida; Magnoliales; Magnoliaceae. The transcript is spliced from 12 exons. The record is from RefSeq and is a predicted model, not a curated record.
UCCCGUACAAGCGCUCUCUCUCUCUCUCUCUCUCUCUCUCAGGAAUUGCAGAAAGCAGGAAGCCUAAUCAAUGAUGACCGUCGGAUUCGUGGAGGAAGGGAAGGAGGAGAAGCCACGCACGAGGAAACGCCCUCGCCUCGCGUGGGACGCCGCGCCUACUUCCCAGCAGCCAGAGGCUCCUCGGUCUGAUGCUGCCCUGGCGCGGGUCCCAUCGCCGCCGUGGAGGGACGACGAUCGCGAGGGCCAUUACGUUUUCAACCUUGGAGAGAAUCUCACUCCAAGAUAUAAAAUACUUAGCAAGAUGGGUGAAGGCACGUUUGGCCGUGUUUUGGAAUGCUGGGAUCGUGAAACACGCGAGCUUGUGGCAAUCAAGAUAGUUCGGAGCAUACGGAAAUACCGUGAUGCUGCUAUGAUUGAGAUAGACAUCCUUAAUAAUCUUGCUAACAAUGAUAGAGGUGGUUCGGGAUGUGUGCGGAUACGGAACUGGUUUGAUUACCGAAAUCAUAUAUGUAUUGUGUGUGAGAAGCUUGGACCAAGCUUAUUUGAUUUUCUACGGAGAAAUAAGUACUGCCCAUUUCCUGUGGAUCUUGUCCGGGAGUUUGGACGCCAGCUUUUGGAAUCUGUAGCAUAUAUGCAUGAUUUACACCUAAUUCACACUGACCUCAAGCCAGAAAACAUACUUCUUGUGUCUUCCGAGUAUGUAAAGAUUCCACGCUACAAGAGGAGCUCACAGGAUGAGAUGAACUUCAGGUGCUUGCCGAAGUCUAGUGCCAUAAAGUUGAUUGAUUUUGGCAGUACUGCCUUCGAGAGUCAAGAUCAUAGCUCCAUCGUUUCCACAAGGCAUUACAGAGCACCCGAGGUUAUUUUAGGCUUGGGAUGGACUUACCCUUGUGACAUUUGGAGUGUUGGUUGCAUACUAGUUGAGCUUUGUUCGGGUGAAGCAUUGUUUCAGACGCAUGAGAAUUUGGAGCACUUGGCAAUGAUGGAGGGGGUCUUGGGACCCUUGCCAGAACAUAUGAUUCGAAAAGCCCACCGCUGUGUAGAAAAGUACUUUAGGCGAGGAGUCCGCUUGAAUUGGCCAGAAGGAGCAGUUUCAAGGGAGAGCAUCCGGGCCGUAAAGAAACUCGACCGACUCAAGGAUUUGGUUUUCCGGCAUGUGGAAUGCUCAAGGGCUUCUCUAUCCGAUUUAUUACACGGUCUGUUAAGAUUUGACCCAUCCAAACGUCUCACGGCCCGGCAAGCCUUGGACCAUCCAUUCUUUAGUAGUCCAACGUGAGUGAAACCUGGAGAAUGAAAGAUAGGGACUCGUUGUCGCGGCCUUCGGAGUUUCUUCAGGCCUGAAGGAGUUGGAAUUGCAUUUGUAUCCAUCAUCUGGUUUUGAUCCAGAAGCCCAAGUGUAUUAUGACCCAGACUGGGUACUGCCCCUCCACCCUGUA